Molecule: messenger RNA, 1479 nt
Organism: Paramecium pentaurelia
Lineage: Eukaryota; Ciliophora; Oligohymenophorea; Peniculida; Parameciidae
Source: the annotation of a GenBank genome assembly
AUGCAUAAUGCAACGUAAGAAGAAUUAAAAUCAAGAGCAAAAUAGAAUGAGAUUUCAUCUGGAGAAGAAGAGUUGUUAUCAGAUUCUGGAGAUGAAUGUGAUCCUGAAAAUUACAAUUUUUAUAUGUCCUAAAUUGAUUUUACAGCUUUAGCUAAUGGGAUUGGCUAAGAUGAUUAAAAAGGAUAAGAAAUAAAUUUAAGAGAAAGAGUGAGCACACAAUAAUUGAGAUAAGAAGUCAAUCAAGUAAAUUAACAUAUCAGUGGCAAUCAUUAAAAUAUAACGAGUGUUCCUAAUCCAAUCAAAUUACUGGUUUCAAAAUAGAAAAGAAGAUACAAUUACAAUGGAUUUAAUUUAGAUUUAACAUGUAUUCUAUAAUAAUUAUGUUAGAUAUAACUGAAAAGAUUAUAGCCAUGGGUUUCCCUGCUGAAAAUAUAGAAUCUAUUUACAGAAAUUCAAUGUAAGAUGUUAGAAGAUUUUUUGAUUCUGUACAUCCAGGACAUUAUAAAGUAUACAAUCUUUGUGAAGAAAGAAAAUAUGAUCAUUCAAAUUUUAAUUAGGUAGCAGAAUUUCCAUUCCAAGAUCAUUAAGCACCCACUUUCUCUCUCAUUUAUGAAUUCUGUCUUGAUUUAGUAUUAAUACUUAUAAUAUAAUAAGGAUAAUUGGUUAAAAACACACGAAAAAAAUGUUGCAGGCAUUCAUUGUAAAGCUGGAAAAGUAAAUACAUAAUUUUACAACUUAAGGGACGUACAGGUGUCAUGAUAUGUUGUUAUAUGCUUUAUGCAAAAUAAUUCACCAAUGCUUAUGAUUCUAUGAGAUAUUAUGGUAUGAUAAGAACCAAAAAUAAAAAAGUAAUAUUUUAUUUAAUUCUAAAGGGAGUCACUAUCCCAUCUUAAAUCAGAUAUAUCUUUUAUUUUGAAAAAGCUCUUAAUAAUAAAUGGGUUCCUGACAAUAUGCCCAAUAAACAAGUGGAAUUAGUGAAAAUCCGAUUGAUUCCAGUACCAAAUGUUAAAUUCUUUGGAGGUUGUGCCCCUUGGUUUAGAAUCUAAAAUAAAGAUAAAGAAUACAAUUCUAAAAAUUAAUUCCCUGUUAAAGAAUAUAAAUUAGAACCAUAUAUUGAAUUCAAACUCAAAGAUAUUAUUCUAUAAGGUGAUGUUCUUUUACAAUUUCUAAAUUAAGGAAUUUGGUCUAGGUAUAUAUAUAUAUAUAAUAUUAAAUUUUGAAGGAGUGAGAAACUCUUUCAAGCUUGGUUUAAUUGUGAUUUCUUUGAUUAUACCGGUGUUCUCAUGAUUGAUAAAUUUAUGUUGGAUAAAGCUUGCAAAGUAUAAUUUUAUUUUCAUAUAGGACAAAUCUGGUAAAACAUUCUAAAAAGAUUUUCGUAUAGAAUUACAUGUAGUUGAAGUUAAUUAGGAUAAUAAAUCACUAUAAUCAGUUUAUAAUAAUACAAUUAAUUAAAUUACUCAUAAAAAUUUUGGAUUUUGA